AUGCCGCCGACGACCACCGCGGAAGAACAUAAACGUAAGCGGCGGGAUGCUGAUGAUGAUGGGGGUGAAGCACAGGUUCAGGAUGGUGUUGUUGUGGGUGAAGAAGCACGUAAGGAGCAGAUUUGGCGUUGUGGGGCUUGUCAGCUUGACAUGACGGAGGAAUCCUCCUUUGUCCAUCAUAUGCAUUUACAUCUAUCUGCCGUUUCGAGGCUUAAUAGUGCCCAGGAGGUGAGGAAGCUGAUGCAACAACAAAAAGCCAAGGGAUCAAAGGAAGAAGGCCAUGGAAAAUGGAAGGUGUAUACGGGGGGAUCUUACUCCAAAGAGCCAAUAAUAUGUGGCACUGGGUCUGGUGCACGACAUGCUGUAUCUCGCGUGGAAUCCGAGUUUCGCUACCAUAUGACUAUUGGAGAAGCUGCAAAGUCGGCAAAAAAAGCAAUCUGUUGGGCUGCAUAUGGAGCUUCGGAAUGUGGCGAUUACGUGAGCGUUUACCACGUAGCUAGGUAUAGGUGGAGUAAGGUCAUCUCCGGCGACAAUAUGAUUGAGUGGCAAAAGGCCCAUAUCCGACGCGACAAAGAUGGUGAAUUCCCCAUGGUGACCAUGUAA
Oldenlandia corymbosa var. corymbosa is the source of this 603-nucleotide messenger RNA. The record is from the annotation of a GenBank genome assembly. Lineage: Eukaryota; Viridiplantae; Streptophyta; Magnoliopsida; Gentianales; Rubiaceae.